Molecule: messenger RNA, 2775 nt
Organism: Mitosporidium daphniae
Lineage: Eukaryota; Fungi; Microsporidia
Exons: 1
Coding region: 1-2775 (924 amino acids)
Biological process (GO): endocytosis; exocytosis; piecemeal microautophagy of the nucleus
Cellular component (GO): intracellular membrane-bounded organelle; cytosol; nuclear envelope
Molecular function (GO): sterol binding
Source: RefSeq, a predicted model, not a curated record
AUGUCUCAAUGUCAAUCUCUCGUUGGCCUCAAAAACAAUCAAAAUAAUUUUGAGGACGAGGAGGGCGAUUCAAUAAAGAAGGGCAGUCGGCUGCGAAAUUCUCAUAGAUUAAUCUACAAUAUUUCUGGUGCCGCUAAAUCGGUCACCGUCAACUCCACUUCAUAUCUAUUCUCGGCCGUUUCCAAGGGCAUCAAAGGAACAAAAAACGGCAUUAUGGGGCUAGUCAAUGGGUACUCCACAAAUUCCGUUUCAGAGCCCAUGCUUCAGAUGCAGAGUUCUCAGAAUCUUGAUCUAGAACCAUCAGUAGAACCGGGCUUCCCUAGCGAUAGGUUGAUGGCCGAGCUUUUUGAGGACAAGGAGUCAUCUGAUACCGAAAAUUCAGUGAGUGAUCCGGAAACGUGCAGCCAGGACUUUUACUCUGGAUAUUUGCAAAAGUGGACCAACUACUAUGGCGGCUAUCGCAAACGAUUUUUCUCUGUCGAUCCGAUUCGCAACACUCUGUCCUACUAUAAAAGCGAGCACGAUUGGCCAGACAAGCCCAGAGCGGUAGCCCCUCUUUCAAGAUUAAAGAUUUUGCUUCCUUUGAAUCCAACGGGAUCGUUUUUGUCGGCCUCCGCUACUUCAUCGACGAUCGAGCGCAAUGCACCUUUGAAAUUUGACAUUAUAAUCAUUAAGCCCAAAGGCAGCAAGCACCGAAGCGCAGACAAAGAGCUGCCAUUGGAUAAGAGGGAGCUUGAGCCAAAGUUCUCGAUUUGGCACUUAAAGGCGGAUACCAACGAGCAAUCUUUCCAAUGGAUAUCUCUGCUUGCAAGGGUUAGCUCGAAAUCUUCCCGUCCUUCUUCCGCAAAUUCAAGCCCAUUUUCACGGGAUGUUACCUGUCCGUUGAUGACACCAUCGCAUCCCUUUUUUGGCCAAAGACCCUCGUCUGCUGUCCUGUCUAAAGACUGGGAUGGAAUUUUUCACGAUUUGAUUGCCAUUUGCAACACGGAGACCAUUACAAAGUUUACCUUUCAAACGAUUAGGGAGCUGCUAUUUUUGCUCAAGUCAUGUAGGGAGGAAGAGCUUAGAUUGCAUGCAGAUCAAAUAGCGUGUUUGAAAGAAAAGCUUCGUUGGCUUGCCUUCCAAACGAUGCCAAGUCAAGCUUCAUCUUCGGUCGAUGAAUUACGUGCAAGUGAAGUGGGAUUUAAAUAUCGCGAAAAGAUUGUUCCUGAAAGCGAAGAAACAGAAGAACCAGAAGAACCAGAAGAAAGCGAAGAAAACAAAGAAACCGAUGCAUACUCUUUAACAUUGACCGAGGGUUCUUCAAACGCAGGCUCCAUUGAUUCAGACAUGUCAAGCUCUGGAGACGAUCUAUUUUUUGAAUGUCAAAAUUAUAAAUCGUCUCCUAAAGCGGAAUUCAGUAUCAAUGAGCUAUCUGUGGGCUUAGAAAUUACCGAAGCUUCUGAGGUUGUUGCCUCUUCAAAAACAGAAAUCGAGUGUCUUCCAGAUAACCUUUCUAAAAGUGCAAUCGGGUACCCUUUAACACCCCGAAAUCGGCUUCCCGGAUUCGCCUCAAUAGACCUAUCCACAGUCUCUGUUUGGUCUGUCCUUCGUCAAGCAAUUGGAAAGGAUCUUACAAAACUAUGCGUUCCCAUCCAAUUUAAUGAGCCACUUUCAAUGCUUCAGCGAGUAGCCGAGGAUAUGGAAUAUUGGGAGCUGAUUGAACAAUCCAUUACCGAGCCUCUCCCAGAACGCCGUCUUUUGCUCAUUUCGGCCUUUGCCCUAUCAGUUUACUCUACCACUAGUGGCGGUAGGCUAGGAAAGCCGUUCAAUCCCCUGCUACAUGAAACAUACGAACUGGUUUAUCGAGACCAGAAAUCUAGCCCCCCUCGUGUGGCAUUCAGGUAUAUUUCAGAACAGGUCUCCCAUCAUCCGCCAAUCGCAGCUUCUGUCGCAGAAGGCAACGGCUGGAUUUUCGAAUCAGAAACACGCGUGAAAAUGUCCUUUUGGGGAAAAUACAUCAGCCUGAUUCCUGCCGGAUCCAAUCGGCUGAUUAUCACUUUGCCCUGUGGAGUCCAGGAGGUUUAUAGCUGGAAGCGAGUGACCAGCAACAUACACAACAUAUUUAUUGGGAAAAUGCGUAUGGACCAUUCCGGAGAGAUGGAUAUCACCUGCCAUUCUAAUGGCUACCACUGCAGAUUGGUCUUCAUGUCCGAUUCGUCGCAUCAAAGUAAUUCCGAAAUUCACAAUGUCCGUGGGCAUGUUUUCCCUCCGUCUCCAGAGGGUGGCUCCAAAAUCAACCCUCCAUCGUUCAUCAUCGAAGGUGCAUGGUAUUCAUCGAUCUGGGCAUUUCCUCUUGUCAACAAUGUUCCUUUGGAUGCCGAAAAAUUCAUAAUAUGGCGUGCAAAUGAACGCCCAGAGUGGUCCUCCUCGAUGUUUCACUUUACUUCCUUUGCAAUGUCAUUAAAUGAGCUUACACCAGAGCUUGGGGAUGCAAUUGCACCAACAGAUAGUCGCUGGCGUCUUGAUCAACGAGCCCUUGAGGAUGGUCGAUUGGAAGACGGAAUUUCGCUUAAAGAAUCGCUUGAAAAGCGCCAGAGAAAACGAAAGGGAGCUGAAAGCCAUCAAAGUCCAAUUUGGUUUGUCAAAAACACCGAGAAACACUAUAGCAGUGUCGAUAAAAUCUUUCCAAUUGCCUGGAAAUACCUUGGCGGCUACUGGGAGGCGAGGGAAAGCCCAUCCAAAUGGUCCACCAUAGGCCUGCCAACGAUAUUUUUGGACGAAAAUUGCACAUAG